Messenger RNA from Bombina bombina (fire-bellied toad), 2342 nucleotides. RefSeq names its product oocyte zinc finger protein XlCOF8.4-like. Bases 81 to 1364 code for a protein of 427 amino acids. The transcript has 9 exons. Gene Ontology annotation, cellular component: nucleus. NCBI's taxonomy places the organism in Eukaryota, Metazoa, Chordata, Amphibia, Anura, Bombinatoridae. Gene Ontology annotation, biological process: negative regulation of transcription by RNA polymerase II. Gene Ontology annotation, molecular function: DNA-binding transcription repressor activity, RNA polymerase II-specific. The record is from RefSeq and is a predicted model, not a curated record.
CAUUGAUACCUUAGCUGAAAGGGAUCGCGUUAACAAAUCAGUGUUAUACUCUGGGUCACAUUUCUAACAUCUGAGUCAAGAUGAACAGUUACAGAAAGCAGAUGGCAGAGCAGUUCCUGAGUCAGGCCCUGGGCAUCAUCUGCCUGCUGACCGGAGAGGAAUAUGUCAUUGUGAAGAAGAGUCCCUCCCACAGCAGCGUUCACCAGCAGAGCAGAGAGGUGCCUAUAAAGUGUGAUGGUGUUGCUGUGUAUUUCUCUAUGGAGGAGUGGGAAUAUAUAGAGGGACACAAGGAGCUUUAUAAGGAUGUCAUGAUGGAAACUUGCCAAGCACUAUGGACUAUGGAGAUCCUAGGAAACGAGAGCUCAGAACUAACAGGUCACAGUGAUGAAAAUCUAUACACAGGAGCUGCAGAACUGGUACAGAAUAUUCAGCCAGUGGAGACCCCAUCAGACGUCUCUGCAGAACUAACAGGCCACAGUGAUGAAAAUCUAGACACAGGAUCACAUGGAGACCUUGUACAGAAUAUUCAGCCAUUAGAUGUCUGUACAGAUGACAUUAAUACUGACGUAGAUGUUAAAACAGAAGAUCUGAGUGUAACGUGUCAGCUGGAAGCUCCAAUGCAAGAAAUGUGUGACAGUGACAAUGAAGGUGAAAACGAUGCUAAGAUUUCAUGUAACACGGAAAAAACUGAAGAUCAGUGGCUAAGAAAUAUGCCAGAAGCUGCAGAGCUGGAAAUUUGUGCCAAUAUAAGUACAGGUGAAUUGACAAGCUGCAAUAAUCCUAGUCAUGAUCAGAGUGCAGAUGCUUCUUUAUAUCUUAUUCAAAAUCAAAGACGUCACGUGGGAAAUAUAUGUUCUGAAUGUGGGAAAUGUUUUCUUACAAAAUCACAUCUUUAUAAACAUCUAAAAAUUCAUAAAAGAGAAAAGCUAUUUUCCUGUCCUAUAUGUGGGAAAUGUUUUAAACAUAAAAAAACUCUUGUUGCUCAUCAGAAAAUUCAUACAGGAGAAAAAAGAUUUUUAUGUUCUGACUGUGGAAAAUAUUUUACUCGGAAAUCAAAUCUUAUUGAUCAUCGGAAAAUUCACACAGGAGAGAAAGCAUUUUCUUGUUCUGACUGUGGGAAAUGUUUUACUCAGAAAUCAACUCUUAUUACGCAUCAAAAAAUUCAUACAGGAGAAAAAGAAUUUUUAUGUUCUGACUGUGGGAAAUGCUUUACUCAGAAAACAGAUCUUAUUAGGCAUCAAAAAAUUCAUACAGGGGAGAAAGAAUUUUCAUGUUCUGACUGUGGGAAAUAUUUUAUUCAGAAAUCACAUCUUAUUAGUCAUCACAAAACUCAUAUUAAAAUAAAACAGAAUUUAACCUCCUAAGUGCCGGGGUUGAUACGUAGUUGUUACCCACACAAUACCAAGUGCUGAUGAUGACUGCAUGUGACCCCCUGGGGCGUUUUAGAGCUGUUUGAGGUCCCUUCUGCACCUCAGGCGUUUGAGGUGACCCCCAGGGUGUAUUUGAAUUAAAUCACUAGUCAUUAAUAGCGAUUUAAAUAAUGGUUUUCAGUUUUAGAAUAAUAACUUUUCUUUUGCAAGAUGUACCGAGUCCACGGAUUCAUCCUAACUUGUGGGAUAUUGUCCUUCCUGACAGGAAGUAGCAAAGAGAGCACCACAGCAGAGCUGUCUAUAUAGCUCCCCCCUUAACUCCACCCCCAGUCAUUCUCUUUGCUGGCUCUAAGCAGGAAGGGUAAAGAGGUGUUAAACUGUUAGUUAUAUUUUAUCUUCAAUCAAGUGUUUGUUAUUUUUAAAUGGUACCGGUGUUGUACUAUUAACUCUCAGGCAGGACAUAGAUGAAGAUUUCUGCCUAGAGGAUGAUGAUCUUAGCAUUUGUAACUAAGGUCCACUGCUGUUCCCACAGAAGCUGAGGAGUACAGGAAAACUUCAGUGUGAGGAACGGUUUCUUGCUAUACAGCAAUGAGGUAUGUUCAGUCAUAUUUUCUGCAGAGACUGUGUUAACUCAGAAAGGCUGACAGUGUCCCCAUUAGGGGAAGCAGUAAUCCUAGUGUUAUCAGAGGUUUUUACUAGCUUGCAUAAAGGGUUAAUUUUUUGUGGGCACUCAGUUUGUUAUGUGAAUUUGGGACAAACGUUUUUGUGUCUGGGAGUAACGUUUUCUGUUUUAUGGGACAUUUGCUUGAGGGUUAUUUGGGGUUGUUUAUAACCCACAUGGCUUUUAGGCAGGGUUUGUUAGUUUUGUGUAGGCCCCAGCAACAUCGAGUGAGGUUGGUGGGGCCUACAUUUACAAGCAGCAAGCAACUUCUCCUGAGGUCCUGAUAGUCUUCUGAGGGACUAAUUGAAGCU